Molecule: messenger RNA, 660 nt
Organism: Rodentolepis nana
Lineage: Eukaryota; Metazoa; Platyhelminthes; Cestoda; Cyclophyllidea; Hymenolepididae
Source: the annotation of a GenBank genome assembly
AUGACGCCUAUUCUCGGUUAUUGGGACAUUAGAGGCCUUGCUGAACCAAUUCGCCUAUUAUUGCGUCACCUUGGAGCUGAUUUUAAGGACAAGAUAUACAUUAUUGGAGAUGGUCCUGUUUAUCCCCCCAAAGAAUGGCUGGAUGAAAAAUUCAAACUGGGUCUUGAAUUCCCAAACCUACCGUAUUAUAUUGAUGGUGAUUUCAAACUGACUCAAUCUUCAGCUAUUCUCGAGUAUAUUGCCGAGGUACACAAUAUGGUUCCAAGUUGUGUGAAACAACGUGCUGUACUUCGUAUGCUUUUCAAUGCUGCUCUUGAUCUGCGCGUGAAUUUUUUCAGAAUGUGCUACAAUCCGGAUUUCGAUAAUCUGAAAGGCCCAUUCCUGAAAAGUCUUCCUGAUAGUUUGAAGACCUUCGAAGAAUAUUUGGGUGACAAAACCUGGCUUACAGGUGAAAAGAUUAACUAUCCUGAUUUCAACUUGUGUGAGCUUCUGAAUCAAUUAGAAAAGUUUGAGCCAUCCUGUCUCAGUAAAUUUCCAAAAUUGAAGGCCUAUCUGACUCGCUUUGAGAAUCUACCAGAACUGAAGGAGUAUAUGGCCUCGGAGGAGUUCAAAAAGCGAGACUGCGUAGGAAGAACUGCAAAAUGGCGUAAUAACAACUGA